AUGGCGGCAAAUAAUAACUCUUUGGCUAGUAAAGGAAUUACAGUGGUGAAAGAGAUAUUAAAGAAGAAUAUUACAUCAAAAGUUAUGCGCGUAUACGUUGGCAGUUUGGAUUAUAUCGAUCAUUUGGAUAGUAGACAGAUACCUAUCAUGUUAGAAAGUAAUCGAUACGUUAUUAUGGAGAUAACUGAGCUCUUGCCUAAAGUUAAUAAUCAGCAUAAUAGCUACCAUAUCACAUUGCAAGAAUUCAUGCAAUCUAUGAAAGAUUUAAAUCUUGAGGAAGUAUCGAAUACCUUUUCGGUUUCUGCUAAAGAAGUGAUUUCGCUAAUGUCUCAAGUGAUUCCUUGCGUCGGCUGUCGAAAGAGUGUCGAAGGCUUACUAUGCAACAUGCAGACUUAUAACGAUUUAGCAUUGAAACCAAUACUGUUAUUACAAAAUGACAUUACAUUAGAUAGAGGAUUCCUGAAAGAUCCUUGCCUUAUAUAUGAUUUAUUAUAUAAGGAAAGGCGAUGUCCUUUACAUUCUCUAGAUAGCCAUAAAUAUCGUUCGUCUGGGAUUUGGAUUGAUGUUUGGAUUUCGCUUUCACAGGAGUGUAGAGAAGAAAUUGUCACAAUAGAUUCUCAAUUACUACUAGGGACAACAGAGAAUUAUCUUAGAAAACAUAAAUUUUGUUCCGAGUGCAGAGCAAAAGUUAUACGUGCAUUUGCUAUACUAUUAGGAGAAUUGGACAUUAUUGCGGAAAAAGAAUAUCGGAAAGAUCUAUACGAUGGCAUUGGUUGUUGCUGCAAUGAGCAUUGCAGGUGUAUAAAAGUGCGUUGUGAUACAGAUUUUAUUGCCCAUCUGAUCGAUAGAGCUGAGCCCGAGAUAUCAGGAAGGGUACUCAUAGUAUCCUUUAUUAGUCGUAGGGAGCAUCAUGCAAAGUCGAUGGAGGCGGCUCAAGAAGAGAUAUUAACCUGUAUUGGAAUUCACUUGUGGGAGCGAUUACAUAGAUUAUGGCAAAAGUUGCGUACUGAAGAACAAACGUGGAUUAUGUUAUUUUACUUAUGUAUUGAAUCACUAAGGAGGAAAAGCGAGAUUGUAUUACGCGGAGGAGAAGGUGAAACACGUUUAGAAAAGAUAUUACAAGAAUUUUCAGAAGCAGACAAAGCUAAAGAAACCAAACGAGAGCAAAAACGCCUUAAGCGAAAGAAACGCAGAACUAAAGAAAUUACCGACGGUAUACCUUGUAAAGCUGGAAUUGAUUGUCGAGCCAAUACCCUGCCGUUCGUUGAGAGCGAGUAUAAUGAUUCCAAUUUGAAAAGUAGUGAUAGUUGCCACUGUUUGGAUACUGAAGAUCAAGUAGAUCAGGAUGAUACUGAUGUCGGUAGUAACUCGAGCGAUGCAACACACGACAGUAAGGAUACCGACGAUUAUGCUUGUCACUCCUGCGAAAAUGGGGAUCAUUUACCUAAUAAAAAUCAGGUGGUCGUAAUACCCGGUGAUUCGUUUAUUCCUGAUGAAGAAAUAGAAUUAUUAAAUUCGAUGGGCUGGUCAGAAUUUGUGGGAAGUCAGCAUCAGGAUUGUCAAUCUGAGAAUAUUGAAAUAUCUGAGAAAGAUAUCGAGGAUUAUGAAGCAAAUAAGAAAGUUAUUCGUAUUAGAAGAGAUAAAUUACGUGAAAAGCUGCGACACCAAUUUCAAAAUAUUGCUAUUGGGAAGUGA
Messenger RNA from Trichoplax adhaerens, 1695 nucleotides. RefSeq lists its product as uncharacterized. Lineage: Eukaryota; Metazoa; Placozoa; Uniplacotomia; Trichoplacea; Trichoplacidae. The coding region runs from base 1 to 1695 and encodes 564 amino acids. The record is from RefSeq and is a predicted model, not a curated record. The transcript has 17 exons. Gene Ontology annotation, cellular component: nucleus; cytoplasm.